AGUAUUAAUCUGUUGUUAAUUUGUAAAAGACUUGAUCAUGCGAAGAGGUUCGUGGAGAAUGCAUCAGGAAAUGCCAUUUGAAGGUACUCUGCAUCCCGGACACUCUGCUGAUCUGGCGGAUGCCAGGAAACGGGGAAUCCUGCAAAAGACCCGUUGUCGGCCGUACCGGGAGCAGUUGAGGAGCGCUCAACAAGCAAAUAUCAUGCAGGGUCUGAUGAUUGUGACGGGUGCUGCGACAGUGUUGGGAGUGCUGUGGUUCCACUGCUUGGAGCUGACCUUGGACAAUGAUCUGACCCAGGUGUCAGUGGCAGGAGGUACGCUGCAAUCUCUGUGGCUCGGCAUGCUCGGUCUGUUUGGAGUGAGCGGAAAGCCGGGAGCUUCUCGAGAGGAAACAGCUCGUGCCUUCUACUGCAAUCAAGAGUUGGACACGAAGCGAAUCUUUCGACAGAUUUCCAGGCAGGUGCUAAACCAGGAGCACGCUCUGGCACGCUUAGAGCGAGUCGUGAAAAGUCCUAGAAAUUUUAAAUCUGUCGCCUUACUCGGUCCACCCGGCGUAGGGAAAACUCUGACGACAAUGGGACUCAGGCAGCAGUUUCCCUGGCAGGAGAAUGUCCACACGUAUUCGUGGAGUACCUAUGUGCCAGAUGGAGUCCACAAGUUCCACAUGAUACGCAACUUUGUGGAGCAUCUGUCCGACUGCGGACAGAAUCUGAUAAUCAUUGACAAUCUGUCCACCUGUGAUUACGGCAUUGUGCCCAUCUACAACAAGUUGUUGCUGGAACGGGAAGGAGACCUCAAUGCGGCAGUUAACCAGACUGUGCUCGUCGUGUACAUCUUCAAUCUGGAGAUGGAAUACUACUGGCAACAGUUUGAGCUACUGCAGCAACUCCCCGUGGACAUGACCAUCAUCAACUAUCGACCCUUUGGACGUGAAGAGCUGGCCGAUUGCCUGCAACAAGAGCUGCGUCUCGAGCAACGUACUCUGGAUCAGGGAAAAACCUCUCAGAUCCUGGAACAGGCCCUCCUCAAUGUCCAGUGCACAGGCUGCAAGGGAUUGCGGCAAGCAGUCCUUCAAUAUGGUGCACCGGAUUCUAAUCUGUGAAGUCUCUUCCUAGUGCUUGUAUUACAAAUCGACAAAGUGUGUAAAUUAAUAAAAGUACUCUACGGAAUGUAGAGUGAAGUGUAUCAGAUAUUAA
This is a messenger RNA of Drosophila innubila, 1196 nucleotides long. RefSeq lists its product as uncharacterized. Bases 38 to 1102 code for a protein of 354 amino acids. The record is from RefSeq and is a predicted model, not a curated record. The transcript has a single exon. NCBI's taxonomy places the organism in Eukaryota, Metazoa, Arthropoda, Insecta, Diptera, Drosophilidae.